GGAAGUAACAGGAUAUUCAGGAGGAGGAGUCCUUAUCAAGUGCGAGUAUGAUAUAAAAUACACACAAAAAAAUAAAUAUUUCUGUAAGCCUUUACCACCAGGCUGUUCUGACGGAAUAAAGACAGAAGCUAAAAACGAGUGGAUACAUUCAGGAAGAUUCUCACUGUAUGAUGACACCAAAUCAGCAGAGUUUAGAGUGAUGAUCAAAGAGCUCACUGUACAGGACAAUGGGACGUACCACUGUGGAGCUGGUCAAAUUGGAAAAGAUAUUUACACACCGGUGGAACUGAGGGUAAAGGAAGGGGCAUCAGGCUCUAGAGAAGUGACUGCGUAUGCAGGAACAAGAAGCAACAUUAAGUGCACUUAUGAGGAUGAAUACAAAGACAAAAUCAAAUUUUUUUGUAAGAUCGGGACAGCUCAUCAGUGUUCAGAUCAAAUAAGAACAGAAACAAAAAAUUUAUGGACACAUGAUGGCAGAUUCUCGAUUCAUGACAACAAAAGUGCAGGAUUCUUCAGUGUGUUUAUCAGAGAGCUGAUUACAGAGGACACUGGAACAUACGCGUGUGCUGUAGCUGUGUCUGGUGAAAUAGAGAGCUACACUAUAGUGAAGUUCAAUGUUACAGAGGCCCUGUCCAUUGAGAAGUCAAUCAGUGAGACUGUCCCUGUAGGAGGAGAUCUAAAUGUCCGCUGUAAAUACCCAGAAUCCCACAGGAGUGACAAUAAGUUUCUCUGCAAAAAAACUGCAACUGCUGCUUGUUCUUAUAAUAUAACUGUUAAAGAAAAUCGAAAGAUUGUUAAUAAGGGGAAAUUCUCCCUGCAUGAUGAGAGAGCAGGACAAAUCAUGAGUGUGAGUAUUAAAAAUAUAGCUGAGCGAGACUCCGGUGAAUACUGGUGUGGAGCUGAAGCAAACUGGACAUCUGAUGAUGGAUACAAGGUUUAUUUCACACGGAUCAACCUGACAGUUACUGGAUUUCCACUUUCCACUGUGAUUGCUGUGUCUGUGACUCUGCUGGUCCUACUAAUUAUAAGCCUUAUUUUGAUUGCAACUGUAUGUAAGAGAUGCAAGAAGCAAGGCCCAGAAAUAACAACACAAACUUCUGGAGAGACCAAUGGAGAAUAUGAAAAUUACCCAAAUGCAUUUAAUUUCCAGUCAAGACAAAUGAACAACCUAUCCGAGUCUGUCUAUCAGAGUCUGGACACCAACACCAACCAAUCAGAUUCAACCUACCAAAGACUUGAUAACUGAUAAAAAAAAACUGAUAAACCAACCCAGGGGUUCCAGCAGGAUUAUGGUUCAUAGUUUGCACAAGACCACCCAGCUACCUAUGUCCAGGUGCAACGUACAUACACACAUACACCUACCCAGCCUGUAAUUGAGCAAGUAGGAAAGUAAUAUUCAUUGAAGAUUUUUUUGCACAUUAUCGAUAAAACAGCACCAUAAAACUAUGAUUUCUGUACUGCAUCCUUUUCAAAGGCCAGACUCAUUGAUACUGUUUUUUCUUGGCAGAGUCUUCACUGAAUACAAUAGGUCGCUUUUUAUAAACAGAAAAAUGUUAAGCUGUUUUUUUUUGGUGGCUUUUCAAAAUUACUUAUUUAAGAGUAUGAUUAAGUGCCAAACCUGAUGCCAUGAUGCCAUAUGAUACCAGUGACGUAAAAAAUUACCAAAAUCAUUCAAAUAGUUACAGCCGGCAACACCCCUGAACCAACCCUGGAUGCAGUUGGAGUCAGAAAUUUCCCUGUGAGAUUAAUGUUCUCAUAUUCUAAUUAGGUUGAUUUGCCUUGAUACAAACACAAUCCCAUGAGACUAAUUGUUAAGAUGUGUUGAGAUUUAAUAUUAAUCCUGCUAAUUAGUUUGUUUUCCAAUAAAAAAUUAGCAUACAUUGAUCAGUAAUAACAUCAACACCACCCCCAGGUAAACUGCAUAACUAUACACCAGCAAACUGAUUUUUUUUUGUGUGUGUGUGUGACUGGAUCAUUGGCUCCAAAUGCAGCACAAAUUACAUUAAAAAGCCAAUUUGUUAGUUGGCCAUAACAAAAAGUCAACAGAACACACAUUACACCAGAGAGGAACUAGCAGGCAAAGAAACCAAGGCCUCUGACUUGACCUAAAUUCGAUUGAGCUCCCCAGGCAUGCGCAGAAGAAACAGCAGCCAAAAAAUAUUUACAUAAAAAAGUGACAUCAGCAACCACAGGUAUUGUUGUACUGUAAAACAAAGUUAAAAACUUUGUAAUUUUAAAAUUACUGUAAAUUUGUGAAACAAUUUGUCAAGCUUGUAUGAUGUACAUUUCAAUCCAAUUGAUAGUUCUUGUAGUUUAAUUAAUUAAUAAAAGUUUGUUGUUUAUCACCUUUUGGAGGUUUUUUGAUUAGUUUAAGGUUUAAGCUCAGUAGCACUUAGUAAUCAACAGUAAACAUUUAUUUUUAUUUGGUUUUGUUAAAUUAAAUAAUUAAUUAUCAUUUAUUAUUUCCUACUUUAACCAUUAAAUCACAUUCAAUAAUUUUAUGUAAUUAUUGUCCAUAAAUAAUGCUGUAAUGAUGCAUUUGCCUCCUAAUGUUUUAGAACUUUUGGAUGAGUAAGCUUAGCCACACAUUGUUUUUCCAUUUUGUGUAAUUGUAUUUACUUAUAAUUUUAG
Clarias gariepinus (North African catfish) is the source of this 2631-nucleotide messenger RNA. Its product is annotated as polymeric immunoglobulin receptor-like. The record is from RefSeq and is a predicted model, not a curated record. Lineage: Eukaryota; Metazoa; Chordata; Actinopteri; Siluriformes; Clariidae. The coding region runs from base 200 to 1246 and encodes 348 amino acids. The transcript has 6 exons.